This is a messenger RNA of Lipotes vexillifer (Yangtze River dolphin), 384 nucleotides long. RefSeq names its product RNA polymerase II, I and III subunit F (gene POLR2F). Gene Ontology annotation, biological process: tRNA transcription by RNA polymerase III; transcription by RNA polymerase I; transcription by RNA polymerase II. The transcript is spliced from 5 exons. The coding region runs from base 1 to 384 and encodes 127 amino acids. Gene Ontology annotation, molecular function: DNA binding. The record is from RefSeq and is a predicted model, not a curated record. Gene Ontology annotation, cellular component: RNA polymerase I complex; nucleus; RNA polymerase III complex. NCBI's taxonomy places the organism in Eukaryota, Metazoa, Chordata, Mammalia, Artiodactyla, Lipotidae.
AUGUCAGACAACGAAGACAAUUUUGAUGGCGACGACUUUGAUGACGUGGAGGAGGAUGAAGGGCUGGAUGACUUGGAGAAUGCCGAGGAGGAGGGCCAGGAGAAUGUUGAGAUCCUCCCUUCUGGAGAGCGACCGCAGGCCAACCAGAAGCGAAUCACCACACCAUAUAUGACCAAGUAUGAGCGAGCCCGUGUGCUGGGCACCCGAGCCCUUCAGAUCGCGAUGUGUGCCCCCGUGAUGGUGGAGCUGGAGGGGGAGACAGAUCCCUUGCUCAUCGCCAUGAAAGAGCUCAAGGCCCGAAAGAUUCCCAUCAUCAUUCGCCGCUACCUGCCUGACGGGAGCUAUGAAGACUGGGGGGUAGACGAGCUUAUCAUCACCGACUGA